Messenger RNA from Meloidogyne enterolobii, 514 nucleotides. The record is from the annotation of a GenBank genome assembly. NCBI's taxonomy places the organism in Eukaryota, Metazoa, Nematoda, Chromadorea, Rhabditida, Meloidogynidae.
UUUUAGUCUCUUUUACUUCCCACACUCUUUUGUCCUGCCUCCCUUUUCUUUACAACCACCCCCAAUUAAAGUUGCCGCUUUGGUGUAGUGGGAUAAUUUUCAAAAAACAAACAGUCUUUCCAAACUUUUCAACAACAACAAUAAAGGGAAUAUGUGCAGAAUGGUCAGACUUUCCUCAUUAAAUGGACUUGUGGUGGAGGAAAAGAAUGGAAAAAGGUUUUUUAAGUUAACCAGUACUUUUUUGUUCCUUCCCCCGGUCAAUUUAGCUUCUAUUUUGCCUAAGUGUGGACAGUGGUCAGCCAUCCUUCCUCAUUAAAUGUCUAGGCCAUAAGUCACCAGCGUUCGCAUCGGGACCUAGGCCAAUGGUGGGUCAUUUGCAAUAGGUUCACCGGUAAUGAUGCAGCUUUUGGGGAGAUUGGAAAAAAGUGAAGUGAGGGACGCUGGGGGAAGUCUGACCUUUCUGAACAUAUUAAGGAAAAAACUAGGGAAGACAAGACGAGGGACCCUAAUCCUC